AUGGUGGAUGCGGAUGAGGAGAAAGGUCGCAGUGAAUCGGUUGAGGUGUUCUUCGCAGGUUCAACCAUCCGAGCGCUUGGCAACAAAUGCAACUCAAAUUCAUCCUCCAAUUUAAAAACUGCCCUCUAUGAUAACUGUUUGUAUGAGGUGGUCAAUAGUCAGAACAACAAUAACUUGUAUUCGAAACCUGUGAAGAAAUGUCCUAUUGUUACUGAUAUGUAA
Messenger RNA from Gongylonema pulchrum, 222 nucleotides. The record is from the annotation of a GenBank genome assembly. Lineage: Eukaryota; Metazoa; Nematoda; Chromadorea; Rhabditida; Gongylonematidae.